Messenger RNA from Calypte anna (Anna's hummingbird), 639 nucleotides. RefSeq lists its product as uncharacterized. NCBI's taxonomy places the organism in Eukaryota, Metazoa, Chordata, Aves, Apodiformes, Trochilidae. Gene Ontology annotation, cellular component: intermediate filament. Gene Ontology annotation, molecular function: structural constituent of cytoskeleton. The record is from RefSeq and is a predicted model, not a curated record.
AUGGGGUUGCUCAGCAACGAUGAAAAAGCCCCAGACUAUGCUCCUGGAGUCAGUGUAAGAAUGCACCUAGGGGCAGGAGACUAUGGGUUCAGGAGGUCGAAAGGAGUAAAUGAAAAGGCAGAGGGCAGGAAACCAGGGCACGGCCCAUACCAUCACCUGGGACGAUUUGCAUUUGAGAGGGGCUUGUCAGAAAAUUAUUACUUCCCAACAGGUGCCCUGGGCCUGAGGCAGUGCAGGACUACUAUAAAAGGCAGCCCAGCUCUCUGCUCUCUCAUCCACUUCUCUUGCCUCCUUCUCCUUGGGAAUCAGGUGAACCUCUCUCCCAGAGUCAUGUCCUGCUACAACCAGUGCCUGUCCUGCUGCCAGCCCUGUGGCCCAACCCCUCUGGCCAGCAGCUGCAAUGAGCCCUGUUGCAGGCAGUGCCAGAACUCCAUCGUUGUCAUUGAGCCCUCCCCCGUGGUGGUGACCCUGCCCGGACCCAUCCUCAGCUCCUUCCCACAGAACACCGUCGUGGGCUCCUCUACCUCUGCUGCUGUUGGCAGCAUCCUCAGCUCAAGUGGAGUGCCCAUCAACUCCGGAGGUGUGGACCUCUCCUGCAUUACCAGCCGCUACUGUGGCAGAAGAUGCCCCCCUUGCUAA